GAAGAUGACUGAUCGAAACAGUCAAGUCUUGUCUGAGGGUCUGUGACCUCAUUGAAACCGACAGAUAUUUCCCAUUUUAAUGAACCAUUUUCUCAGGAAGCUGAAGAAGGAAAUAUGUUUAUUUAAAUACAUGCUUUAGGAUCUUUAGUAGUAGUUGUAGCUUUACGGGAAAUUACCAUUCGGAUCCAUUUGUUCAGGGUGGCAACAAAUACUCCAAACUUACAAGGCACGACAUUUUUUCUCCAUAAUAUUAUUUGGUGAGGAAGCCCUGAGCAACCAAUCAUGGGAGAUUGGGGAUUCCUCUCAGCUUUACUGGACAAAGUACAGUCCCACUCCACCGUCAUCGGCAAGAUAUGGAUGAGUGUCCUCUUCAUCUUCAGGAUUCUGGUGUUGGGAGCAGCGGCGGAGAAUGUGUGGGGUGACGAGAGAUCCAACUUAGUAUGCAACACCAACACGCCUGGUUGCGAGAACGUGUGCUAUGACUGGAAGUUCCCCAUCUCGCAUAUUCGCUUCUGGGUCAUGCAGAUCAUCUUCGUUUCCACUCCAACUUUGGUGUAUCUGGGCCACGUGGUGCACGUCAUCCACCAAGAGAACAAACUGAGAGAGGAGCAGAAAAGAAACCCGAUGUCAAAGUCACCAAAAUAUACAAACGAAAAAGGCAAGGUUGAAAUCAAAGGAAGCAUGCUGGGUAGCUACUUGACCCAGCUGUUUAUUAAAAUUAUGUUAGAGGUGGCUUUCAUCGUUGGACAGUAUUAUCUGUUUGGAUUUAUCAUGGAGCGUAAGUUCCACUGUAAGCAGUUGCCUUGUACGGUGGAGACAGAGUGUUUCGUGUCUAGACCCACAGAGAAAACGGUCUUCAUUAUCUUCAUGUUGGUGGUGGCAUGUGUGUCUCUGGCCUUAAAUGUUCUAGAAAUAUUCUAUUUGCUUUGUAAGAGGAUAAGUGGGAGAAAUAAGAAAUAUAGGAAUGCAAUGUAUACUAGCGAUUCCCAUCAUCCUUCACCUUUUUCAGUAGAACUUGAUGCUGCUAAUGGAAUGAGACACAAUGAGUUAAACAUGGCCUUUCAGAACAGAUGGGGUCAGAGCAAAGGCAGCCUUGAUGGAGCCAAACCUGAGCCAUAAGGCAAUAAGUCAUCGUUGUAAGAUGAUAAAUGCACAUACCUAAUAUAAUCAACUUAAUUCAACAACUACAAUUUAAUCAACAUAACAAAAUAUUGUUGAUUGUAACUUUUGCUAACUGAACACUAGAUGGCGCUGUAAUCUUCUUGAGUUGCACUCACUAACCCUUAUCUUGUCACUA
Messenger RNA from Sinocyclocheilus anshuiensis, 1297 nucleotides. RefSeq names its product gap junction Cx32.2 protein-like. The record is from RefSeq and is a predicted model, not a curated record. Gene Ontology annotation, molecular function: gap junction channel activity. Bases 283 to 1119 code for a protein of 278 amino acids. The transcript is spliced from 3 exons. Lineage: Eukaryota; Metazoa; Chordata; Actinopteri; Cypriniformes; Cyprinidae. Gene Ontology annotation, biological process: cell-cell signaling. Gene Ontology annotation, cellular component: connexin complex.